This is a messenger RNA of Lactuca virosa, 390 nucleotides long. The record is from the annotation of a GenBank genome assembly. NCBI's taxonomy places the organism in Eukaryota, Viridiplantae, Streptophyta, Magnoliopsida, Asterales, Asteraceae.
AUGGAAGUUCAGUCGAGUUCUAAGAUAUCUAUUUCAAGCUCCAAACUUUCAUCAAAACGGUUUUUGUUUGACAAACGCUACGGCUAUGUAUAUGAUGAAUGGAGAGAACCUUCGGAAGUUGCACUAGCGUAUGGCCGCGGAAUGUUUUGCAUUGUGCCUCUUGGGAAGGCUUUGCUUACAAUGGUUUCUGAAUCGGUGAACUUUGCAGCAAGCCGAACAAUCCAAGUUGUUGAACGACCAGAUCAGCUUUCUCCUCAAUCAUUGCAAGCUAAGCUCAACAACAAUAUCAUGUUUCCUAUAAAGAAUAUAUUUGGGCUCAAACACAUUUCAAUUUCACCCUUGCAUGUAACAAGUGCCUCUUCACAUUCCCAUGCCAAAAGCCACGAAUAA